This is a messenger RNA of Malassezia pachydermatis, 2238 nucleotides long. Its product is annotated as platelet-activating factor acetylhydrolase. The record is from RefSeq and is a predicted model, not a curated record. NCBI's taxonomy places the organism in Eukaryota, Fungi, Basidiomycota, Malasseziomycetes, Malasseziales, Malasseziaceae. Bases 1 to 2238 code for a protein of 745 amino acids. Gene Ontology annotation, molecular function: 1-alkyl-2-acetylglycerophosphocholine esterase activity. The transcript has a single exon.
AUGCAACUGCCGAAGCCCACAGGGCCAUAUGACGUUGGCAUCGUCGAUGUCGAAGUGCCUGUGCGUGAGCCACGAGACUUUCUACCGGACUUUUUAAGCCGUUCCGAGCUAAACAAGCUCUCCAAAAAUGGCACAAAGCUUUCUGACAAGAAGGCCAAAAAAGUGUAUCGGCAAUUCGAUGCCUCAGUCGAUCGUUCCCAAGAAGAUUUCAAUGAAGCUAUCGCUGAGGAUGAAUUCUUGAAGGAGCAUGGGUAUCGUCUGCGCUCUUCCACGCUGCACUUUCGUACGGUGCUUUUUUCUUUGUACUACCCAGGCGCAUCCCUCUCGCCAGACAAGCUGAAGAAGUACAAGCAAGCCAAGUGGCUCGGUUAUCCGCUUAAAAAGACGACGAAAGCUGCGUGGGCCUAUCUUGGUGAAUAUGGAUGGUAUGCGCGUGCUUUCUUCCCUGUUCUUUUUACAUUCAUGAAGGCCCAUUUGGCAGGUCGCGUUGGUCUGCCAUUGGGCGAUCCGUCAAAGCAACCUGCAUUGCCUGGUACAGAUUUGGAUGGCAUCACUGAGAACAGCUUAUCGAAACAGACCUUCCCUGUGAUUGUGUUCUGUCAUGGCCUUGCAGGGAAUCGACUGGCGUACUCCGAGUUCUGCACGGAGCUCGCUUCCUAUGGAUUUAUUGUCGCUGCAAUCGAGCACCGCGAUGGAUCGGGUCUUGGCACCUUCGUAUGGUCCGGCGUGGAAUCCAUUAUGCGAUCGUCUAAAGUGGACCAGGAUGAUUUGAAUGCUCGUCUUCGGAAGAAUAUGAAAUUCGGUGGUAACGAAUCCGUGCACAGUCUAGCUUUGCAAGAUGGUGAUACGAGGGAGGUUUUGCGUGACGAAUCUUUGUUCCAGGACUUUAGUAAAGUUGCCUAUCUUCCGUUUGAGCGGUUGGGUCUGCAGCCAUUUUUUGCUGAGCAGGGCGAGAAGGAGAUCACUCUUCGCCAGGCUCAACUUAAAAUGCGUGGCGAAGAGAUCAAAGAGGUCAUGUAUGUGCUCGGCCGCAUCAAUGAUGGUGACAGUGAAUGGCUUGCUCGUGUCCGUACACGCAGUAUGGGAUCUUCCCUGGCGGGACGCAAGACCUUCAAGCGUAUGCGGGAGCAAGGCCUGGUGCCACGCUGCCGUGAGUUCUUUGCCAACUGGAAAGGCAAAAUGGACCUUACGACGCACUCUUUGAUUGGUCACAGCUUUGGUGGUGCUACCAUCUUUGAGUUUCUUCGCACAGAUCAGAACAUUUUCCCAUACGGUAUCAUCUUGGAUCCAUGGAUGGAACCUGUUCUUGAUCCUAGAGAUAACCCGGAUGUGCGCAAGAAACUGAAGCGGCCUGUCUAUGUGAUAAACUCGGAGGGCUUUACGAUGUGGCCUGAGCAGUAUGUCAAGCUCCGUCGUAUUCUUGUGGAUGCGAUGAGUGCCAAUCCUGAACAUCGUGGCUGGCUCAUGACGUUGACCGGUACUAACCAUGGCGACUUUAGCGACUUGCCUUAUCUCUUGCCUCGUAUCUUUGGGUCGGCCAUCCCCGGUACGGAAUCUGUGCGUUCCUUUGCUAUUAUAUCCAUGGCACAAAUCAAGGCGUGGCGACAGCGUUAUGCUUUGGACAAAAAUGCGUUUCACCUUAUGGUGUCAGAAGGUCCGGAUGCUCCAGAUAUGGCACCCACUUCCUUGUGGGGCGGCGGUGCGCGCAUUCUGGCGGACAAAGAAGCGCCCGUCACGGACGAGAUGAUGAACUUCUUCUAUCAAGUCCGUGUACUUUCCAAAAAGUUCCACCACAAACCUCACAAGCCACUGUUCUGGGAGUUGCGUGGCUGGAAGCAACACGCCCAAAAUGACCCUAGUACACGUGCUGGGCGAAAGCAUUUGAGGGAACAGGAGCGUGUUUUGCAUCGUCAUCGUCGUGCUUCGAGCGUUGUGCACGAACAUAUUAGCAACGUGCUGGACACGGACAAUGCCUCGAACAAAAGUGGCGCUGAGUUUAUUGACGAAAAGAACGGCCAGACCCCCCGCUUUAUUGAUCCACGCCAAGGUGGGAAGGAAGUAUGGGACGGCCAAAUUAUCGACACGGAUGCGCAGAAUGUAUAUCAGACGUGGGCCGAUAACAUUUCUAUCAAAGACACACGCCGACGCCCAUUAUCACUAUUCACCGUAUUCAUGUGGAUCCUUGGCGUGCGUCAAGGCUUGGCCGCGCCUGGACACUUACUUGUGCACGAAUUUUAG